UUAGUAAUAAAUAAAUGUUCAUUUUACGCAAGACAAAAAGUCAGAAACAGAGACACAAGAUAUUGUAGUACAGUAUAUAACUAAAAUACUGCGCGCAAUAAUUGGUGGUUCUCUCUUUCUCUCUCUUCAGCAAGAUGGCUUCAAUCUUGGCAAGGAUGCCUUCCCCUCCGUUGAUGAUGAUCAAUGGAAGAAAACCCAUUUUUGGGACGCCUCAGAAAUUCCCAAUUCCAACAGCUAAAGAGAGAGUAAAUCGCUUUGGAGUGAUAGCAAAGGCCACUGGAGAAAGCUCAGAAUCUUCGAUUGUCAAGUCCAUUCAGGAUGUUUGGGACAAGUCUGAAGAUCGGCUGGCUCUGAUUGGUCUAGGAUUCGCAAGUGUUGUUGGUUUCUGGGCAGCAAUUAAUAUUGUGACGGCCAUCGACAAACUUCCUAUUGUUCCAAAUCUGCUUGAGCUCAUCGGACUGUUAUUUGCCUCGUGGUUCACAUACCGAUACCUCUUAUUCAAACCUGACCGACAAGAACUAUCGCAGAAAGUCAGCAAGUCGAUAUCGGAUAUAUUGGGGCAGUAAUGUGAAGACUCAACACAACUUUCUUUAGUGGUCCGUGUUGUGUUUUGUGUAUAUGUGUUAAUUUUUACCUCAUUUUGUAACAUAGUAUGUGAUUAUUAUAAAAGGAGAUAUAGAAUCCCUUCUCCAAAUGCCUGCUGGUUGUAAUGAUAUAUAACUGUAUAAACUAUCUCCUCCGCCAGAUUGUUAUCAAGCUAUGAAUGAAUAUCUCUCUUUUUUAUUUUUU
Molecule: messenger RNA, 789 nt
Organism: Salvia miltiorrhiza (redroot sage)
Lineage: Eukaryota; Viridiplantae; Streptophyta; Magnoliopsida; Lamiales; Lamiaceae
Product: protein CURVATURE THYLAKOID 1C, chloroplastic
Exons: 7
Coding region: 135-566 (143 amino acids)
Cellular component (GO): thylakoid; chloroplast thylakoid membrane
Source: RefSeq, a predicted model, not a curated record